Molecule: messenger RNA, 1498 nt
Organism: Orycteropus afer afer
Lineage: Eukaryota; Metazoa; Chordata; Mammalia; Tubulidentata; Orycteropodidae
Product: keratin, type II cuticular Hb6
Biological process (GO): intermediate filament organization; keratinization
Cellular component (GO): keratin filament
Molecular function (GO): structural constituent of skin epidermis
Source: RefSeq, a predicted model, not a curated record
GAUCUUCAUCCUGUUCUCUGCAACCCAGACCUCCAGAAGCACCAUGACUUGUGGAUCAGGAUUCAGCUGCCGCACCUUCAGCUGCGUCUCGACCUGCGCUCCCCGGCCCGGCCGCUGCUGCAUCACCGCCGCCCCCUACCGCGGCGUCUCCUGCUACCGCGGCCUCACCGGGGGCUUCGGCAGCCGCAGCGUCUGCGGGGGAUACCGCUCUGGCAGCCGCAGCUUCGGCUACCGCUCUGGCGGCGUGUGUGGACCCAGCGCUCCCAGCAUCACCACCGUGUCUGUCAACGAGAGCCUGCUCGCCCCCCUCAACCUGGAGAUUGACCCCAACGCCCAGUGCGUGAAGCAAGAGGAGAAGGAGCAGAUCAAGGGCCUCAACAGCAGGUUCGCUGCCUUCAUCGACAAGGUGCGCUUCCUGGAGCAGCAGAACAAGCUGCUGGAGACCAAGUGGCAGUUCUUCCAGAACCGCAAAUGCUGCGAGAGCAACCUGGAGCCCCUGUUCGAGGGCUACAUCGAGACACUGAGGCGGGAGGCUGAGUGCGUGGAAGCCGACAGUGGGCGGCUGGCCUCAGAGCUCAACCAUGUGCAAGAGGUGCUGGAGGGCUACAAGAAGAAGUAUGAAGAAGAAGUAGCUCUAAGAGCUACAGCCGAGAAUCAAUUUGUGGCUCUGAAGAAGGAUGUGGACUGCGCCUACCUCCGCAAGUCAGACCUGGAGGCCAAUGUGGAGGCCUUGAUCCAGGAGAUAGACUUCCUGCGGCGACUGUAUGAAGAGGAGCUCCGGGUCCUCAACUCUCACAUCUCAGACACAUCAGUCAUUGUCAAGAUGGACAACAGUCGGGACCUGAACAUGGAUAACAUCAUUGCAGAGAUCAAGGCUCAAUAUGAUGACAUUGCCAGCCGCAGCCGGGCUGAGGCUGAAUCCUGGUAUCGCAGCAAAUGUGAAGAGAUGAAGGCCACGGUGAUCCGGCAUGGAGAGACCCUGCGCCGCACCAAGGAGGAGAUCAAUGAGCUGAACCGCAUGAUCCAGAGGUUGACGGCUGAGGUGGAGAAUGCCAAAUGCCAGAAUUCCAAGCUGGAGGCUGCAGUGACCCAGUCUGAGCAGCAGGGCGAGGCAGCCCUCAGCGAUGCCAAGUGCAAGCUGGCCGGGCUGGAGGAGGCCCUGCAGAAGGCCAAGCAGGACAUGGCCUGCCUGCUCAAGGAGUACCAGGAGGUGAUGAACUCUAAGCUGGGUCUGGACAUCGAGAUCGCCACCUACAGGCGCCUGCUGGAGGGCGAGGAACAGAGACUGUGUGAGGGCGUUGGCGCUGUGAAUGUCUGUGUCAGCAGCUCCCGUGGUGGUGUCGUCUGUGGUGAUCUGUCCACCUCCAAUACUGCCCCUAUUGUCAUCCCAGGCAGCCGCAGCAUCCCCUCCAACACCAACGUGCUGGUGAACACCAGCAAUGCCUGUGCCUCCUUCUCUGGGGCCAGUGCCUGCAGUAUGAGCUGUAGGAAAUGCUAG